AGAAGAAGCGAAGGGUGAUAAAAAUACAACACAGCUUAUUCACUGAAGACCAAUACCCUUGUACUGUCUCAAAGAGCGCAUUCGGAGAGCAUGACGCGUAGUUUAGCGCGUUUUGUAAAGAUGGACAUAUCAAUAUAGUCGUUGGAUGAUGGGGAAUGGUCGGGGAAUAUCUAGCAGCUUGGCCAUAGUGGCAGUUUGCCUUGUAGCACUACUGUGUGCCAACCUACUGCUCUACCUGUACCUAGAUUCACUGUAUCCAGGAGUUGCCUCGCAUUCCCCGCAUGGGCACUGCCCACCUCGCCACUUUAAACUGGGCACCAUGCGUGACUGUGAGCCCUGGCUGCAGUGUCCAGAGGUACAAACUGACAUCCGCAGGCUGAAGAUGGUUGGACAGGGAGCAGUGAAGAAGGUGUACCUGUCAGAAUGGAAAGGACAGAAGGUGGCUCUGUGUGUGCUUUCCUCUGAGACCUACCGUGAUGACUUCCUGCAUGGGCUCUCCAUGCUGCGUCCGCUCCAGAGCGCGCGGGUGGUGCAGCUCGUUGGGGCCUGCGAAGCUGAUGGCAUCUUCGUCACUGAGUACCACCCCUUGGGCACCCCUAUGGGCCUGGAUGACGCCCUGACGAUCCCACGGUACCGCAGCAGCGACGCAUGGCAGACCCGUUUGCGCUUGGCGCUGGACUAUGUGUCCUUCCUCAGUUUUCUCCAUGCCAGUCCGGUGGGCACGCGAGUCAUGUGCGACUCCAACGACCUCAGCAAGACCCUCAGUCAGUUCCUGCUGACCGCAGACUUUCGGCUAGUGGCUAACGACCUUGAUGCGUUGCCAGAGGUGACCCCUGGAGGUCAUGGGGUCAAGUGUGGCCCUCGGCAGCUCACGGGGGAUUUUGUGGCCCCCGAACAGUUGUGGCCCCACGGAGACGAGAAGCCCUUCUCAGACGACCUCAUGCCUGGCUACGACGAGAAAACGGACAUUUGGAAGAUUCCAGAAGUCACAGGCUUCUUGCUAGGGCAUGUCACAGGAAGUGAUGUCAUACAUUUUCAUCUGUUUCAGAUCCAUGCUGACUGUAAGAAACCGGACCCUAAACAGCGCCCCACUGCAAGGGAGGUUUUGAGUGUCUACCGUGCUGUUUACGACACCAUGGUGGAGAGCCAGCAACAGGCCCGAGAAAUGCUCUAGCAGAAAAUGUGUUGACUAUGUUGGGGAAUCAGCCAUUCAAAAAUAAUUGCUGGGAGAAGAUGUGCAUAGAUGCUGCAAUAAUUAUGAAGUUAAAUCUGCUGUAUUCACUCAGUUGUUUAUAAACAUGACAAAU
This is a messenger RNA of Sardina pilchardus (European sardine), 1307 nucleotides long. It is a transcript of the gene pomk, whose product is annotated as protein O-mannose kinase. Gene Ontology annotation, cellular component: endoplasmic reticulum membrane. The transcript is spliced from 3 exons. NCBI's taxonomy places the organism in Eukaryota, Metazoa, Chordata, Actinopteri, Clupeiformes, Clupeidae. The record is from RefSeq and is a predicted model, not a curated record. Gene Ontology annotation, biological process: protein phosphorylation; carbohydrate phosphorylation; protein O-linked glycosylation. Gene Ontology annotation, molecular function: carbohydrate kinase activity; protein kinase activity; ATP binding. Bases 146 to 1174 code for a protein of 342 amino acids.